Messenger RNA from Closterium sp. NIES-65, 1770 nucleotides. NCBI's taxonomy places the organism in Eukaryota, Viridiplantae, Streptophyta, Zygnematophyceae, Desmidiales, Closteriaceae. The record is from the annotation of a GenBank genome assembly.
AUGACAGGCGGAAAGCUCUCCCACGGCACCAAGGAGCAGUACCCCUGGGGGCGCUACCGCUGGUUAGACUCCCUCCUGGGCCUGCCUACCAAGCGGCAGCGCCUCUUCCUCUCCCACCGCCUCGCCACCUCCCCUCUCUCCAACGCCCUGGGCUGCCUCGUGUUCCUCGGCACUCCCUUCUAUGUCAAGAAGUGGGAAAGGAAUGGAAAGUGGGAGAAGAAUGGAGUGCGGAAUGGUGUUUCUCGCAGCAUUGUCGGGCACGAGAAACUCGCAUUCCCCUACGUCACGCCAUUCCUUGCCUCGGCCCUCAUCUUCUUAACCUUCCGCCCCUUUCCUCCUCCCUCUCUCUCCUGCUCCCUUUCCACCCCAUCAGAUUCGCAUUCCCCUACGUCACACCAUUCCUUGCCUCGGCUCUCAUCCUCGUGUUUGCAACCAUUAGCAUCAGCAUCGAGGUGUCCCACAGUACAGCCUUCUGUAGCAGAAACAUCUACCACUCGCCCGACUGACCUGCUUUUCCAAGCUCUAACUCUCUUCUUAUUGAUGCAACCUCUCAUCACCGCACUGCACCCCUCAUCCCUCCAGCUGUCCCGCAGCACUGCCUUCUACAGCGGAAACAUCUACCACUCGCCGGACUUUGAUUGGUCACAUGCCAUGUCAGCACUGGUUGUCCACGCUGGCAAGCUGGAUGAGGUGAGAUUGGAUGGGGUGAGAUUGGAUGCGGUGAGAUUGGAUGGGGUGAGAUUGGAUGCGGUGAGAUUGGAUGGGGCAAGCAUGGCACUGAGUUCCGAGCCUAUCGCCCGAGCCUAUGUCUUCCCGCACCUGGCGAACAUGCUGAAGCUGCCCUUCUGGAAGCCCCUCCCCCAGUUCCCACCUCACGACGCCGUGCCUCUCGACUGGCUGCUCUACAUCGCAUCCUUCGGCCGCAUUCUCCUCUGGAACAUCAUCUUCAUCCUCCCUGCUCUCAUCCUCUCGUUACUGUCACACAUCGUGGCGCCGCUGGUGAUAGGCGCGGUGAGGAACGUGAUUGUGGUGAUCAGCUUCGGGCUCGCGCAGAACGAGCUGAGCUUUGCGCAUGUCUUCAUGGACGAGAUUCUCGACCUGGGGCUCUCCUCCCAACACGUGGAGCACUGGAACGUGCAGGUGCUCCACCUGGGGCCCUCCUCCCAACACGUGGAGCACUGGAACUUGCAGGUGAAGGGAUGGUGGGUGCAGGUGAAGGGAUGGUGGGUGCAGAACAAGUUGAGCUUUGCUCAUGUGUUUGUGCAUGAGAAACUUCUGGCGCUGGCCAAGACGCGCUCUUUGCAGGGGGAGCUGAUGGCGGGGUAUGAGGAUGACACCUGUGACAUGGGGGAGGCUGUAUUUGAGGAGGGGCUACUCGGGGAGGGGCCAAGAGAGAGUGAGGUGGAGGGGAAGACACGUGGACAGGAGCAGUUGCUUUACGAGUAUUUAUGGGAUGAUAAGGAGCUGGAUGAAGCUGCUGCUAAGUGUCUUACUUACCAAUGUCUUGAGCCGGAAAUUAACAAGAUGUGGAAGAACCCGCGCCUUACCCCGCAGCAGUUUGUUCGGCAGAUUAAGCAGCUGUGUGUGAUGAUUGAGGACCGAUUCUCAGAGCUCACGGGUAAGUUCGACCUGAAUCAUGGGGCGUAUUUCAGAGAUCCCCGGAUUUUGGGGGUUGUUGCACAUUUUUUGGAGUUCCGGGAGCUUCCGGAGUGGUCCAGAGAGAUUGAUGCCGAUGUUAUGAGGGCUGAACGCAUGGUGCAUUCGGGCUAA